AUGGAAAUUGAUAGUGAUAAAAUAACAAAAUUAUUCUUCAAAAUUUGGAGGAAUACAGUAAUAAAGAAGAAUAUUAUUCAUUUUUUAAGAUUAUUUAAAGUAUUUUAUAAUAUAAUAAUAAAUGAAUUUGAAGAUGCAACUUAUACAUCAGAGAAUCAAGAAUUUUUUAGAAGAAUGAGAAUUUCAAUUGAUGAAACAAAUAUGAAAAACAAAGAGUUUGAUAUUGAAGUACCAUUAAGAAAUUUACCAAAUAAUAUUGAUUCUAUAAUAUUAUAUCAAGAACUAUAUAAAAAUACAAAUUUCUUAAAUAAAUCAUUAACAACAACAAAAAUUAUUAAUAAUGAUAAAAUUAAAUCUUUAAUACUUCAUGAUGGUUUUAAUAAUCGAAUUACUAUUGAAAAUUUUUCAAUAUUUUCAAAUUUAGUAAAUUUAGAAUUUGGUGAAAAAUUUAAUGAAAUAAUAAAUGAUGGAGUUUUACCCAGCACAUUAUUAAGAAUUAAAUUUAAUGAUUUAUUCAAUCAAUUGGUAAAUAAAGAUAAUUUACCUAAUUCAUUAGAAUCAAUUUCAUUUGGUAAUUGUUUUAAUAGAGAUAUUAAUAAUUUACCCGAGUCUAUUAAAGUUUUAAAAUUACCAGAGGUUUCAGAAUUUUCACAAAUUAUAAUUUCAAAAAAGUUACCAAAAUCAUUAACAUAUCUAUCAUUACCAUCAACAUUUAAUGAUAGUAAUUUAAUUGAUGAAAUGUUACCAAAUUCAAUUAAAAAAUUAAAAUCACCAAAUAUUGUAAAUCGAUCAUUUAUUAAAAAUAAACAAUCGAAUUAUUUAAAAUUAAAAGUGUUUGAACCAACUGGUAAUCUAAUGUCAAAUACAGAAUUUUUAAAAUUUUUAAAAUUUUCACAUUUUGAAUCAAUUACAACUUAUGAUUUUUCAAAUCAUGUUGAAAAUAUUUGUGAUGAUAAUGAUGUUUAUCGUGAUGUUCCAUUUGAAACAAAAAAUAUUUAUCAUUACCAAGAUGAUGAAAGUUAUAAAAUCAUAAUACCACCAUCAGUAACAAGUUUAACUUUAUAUUUUUGUUUGGGUUAUCAUGAAAUUGAAUUUAUACCAUCAAUUAUACAUUCAAUUGAUUUUAGUCUUAAAAGAUUACAAAAAACAUAUUCAUAUUCAACUACAAUGGUAAAAUCACCUUCAACUCUUUUUGAUAAGUUUAAUGAAAUUACUUCACUCAAAUUUGACAAAUCAAAUAAUUAUUUCCUUUUUGAUAAUUAUUUAGGAAAAUCACUCUCAAAUUUAUUAUAUUUAGAUAUAUCUAAUUUCAAUUUUUCAAAUUAUGGUAAACCUAUUAAAAACUUUAAUAAAACUUUCCCAAUUUUAAAAACCCUUAGAAUUGGUAAUUAUAAUUCAUCUUUUAACAAGGAUACAUUACCUUCAACUUUAGAGGUAUUAGAAUUGGGUGAAGACAUUGUUCAAAGAGUUAAUGAAAAAUGGUUACCAAAAUCAAUUAAACAUUUAAUUUUAAAAGGUUCAACACCAAUUUCUAUAAAUAAUUUACCAACUACUUUAAUUACAAUUUGGAUUAAAGAUGAUCAUCAUCAGUUAUAUCAAUUUCAUAAUAUUAUUCCAAUUUUAGAUAAAUUAAUAAUUAUAACAGAAUUUGAAAUUAAAAAUGUAUUUAAAAGAUUAUUAAAAAAAUUAAAUUAUAAUUAUUAA
Dictyostelium discoideum AX4 is the source of this 1704-nucleotide messenger RNA. RefSeq lists its product as hypothetical. The record is from RefSeq and is a predicted model, not a curated record. The transcript has a single exon. The coding region runs from base 1 to 1704 and encodes 567 amino acids. NCBI's taxonomy places the organism in Eukaryota, Evosea, Eumycetozoa, Dictyosteliales, Dictyosteliaceae.